AUGCUGUGGUGGUCAUCAGGGAUGAAUGAUCUGAGCAAAAGAGCACUUUUUCUCGUUGCGAAUCUUUCGCUUCCAACGUUUCAGGUAGUAGCCGUUGGCGCAGAUUUGGGAUGUGCUCACUGCCGACAGAGAGUAACACAAGUCACAACGAGGAUGUCAGGGUCGAAGGAGUUUGCUGUCGAUGUCUGCAGAAAACAAGUUAUUAUUACCAGUGGCACGAAAUGUAUAAAACGUAAAGUGGCAAAGCAUACCGAUGCUGAAGAGAAGAGAAUAAAAAAUCCUUCGAUCAAAUGUAUAAAACGUAAAGUGGCAAAGCAUGACGAUGCUGAAGAGAAGAGAAUAAAUUCGGUUUUCGAAAGUCUGUACGAUUUCUUGAUUAGGAGAGGCCUUUCUUUGUGCAGAUCACUUAUUUGCUGUAGGAAAUGA
This is a messenger RNA of Striga asiatica, 426 nucleotides long. Lineage: Eukaryota; Viridiplantae; Streptophyta; Magnoliopsida; Lamiales; Orobanchaceae. The record is from the annotation of a GenBank genome assembly.